Messenger RNA from Ruditapes philippinarum (Manila clam), 1114 nucleotides. RefSeq lists its product as uncharacterized. The coding region runs from base 393 to 914 and encodes 173 amino acids. The transcript has 2 exons. The record is from RefSeq and is a predicted model, not a curated record. Lineage: Eukaryota; Metazoa; Mollusca; Bivalvia; Venerida; Veneridae.
UCCAACUGUCAAAGCUUGAUUUUUAACCUUUUUCACCUCCUACACACAAACAAGAAAGAAUUACAAUGACAGAGAAAUACAGUAUCAAAAGUUUCCAGUAGACCUCUACCUUCAAAACAUCAUGUCUGAGUUAUUAAAAAAAAAUAAACAAAUAUCACAUUUUUUUAUUCAAACCAUUCGCAUACAUUGAACGUAACACUAAGUUAAAACUCAAUGCAAUUCAAUUUAAUUCAAUUCUUUAUUCAUUAAAAACACAUUUUCAUAUACCUGCCUAUUGAAUCACCCUACGUAGUGAUCUCCCCUUAUCAGUACUCUGCCUGUACUGAUAAGGGGAGAUCACUGCGUAGUAGAUUGGAGUUUGGGCUUGAAGAGUUACAUCCCGUACAAGACAAAUGAUAGAUCUAUUAGUUGGUAUACUUUUGCUGUUGAUUUCAAAUGCAAGAAGUCAAGAAGAAACUGAUAAUAUACUGAAGACAGUUGAAACAAGCAACAAAGAAGAUUCAAAUGAUGAAGUUCUAAGCAUAACCCAAAGGAAUGAAGUCUUAGGCUUUGAAAAUCAACUCAAUAAAGACAUCAAAAAUGUGGAAAGAAGUGAAUUCUGUGAUAAAGAAAAAGAGGUUUGCAGUAAAGUUGUCUCAAUUCCAAGUCAAUCUUUGAAUAACCAAGAAUCUGCUUCUGAUGACAGUGUUGAACCAAAUAUUGAUAGGAGGAAAGAGACAGAUCCAAGACCAGAUGAAGAAUUAAGAACUAAACCGUCAGGUGAUAUUCAGAAUAAUGUUUACAGUGAAAAUGAAAAUUUAGACCUUAAAUCUAAAGAGACUUUUAACAAGGACGAAGAAGAUACAAAGAUUGGAAACACCCAGUCAGUUACGAUAAACAAUGAAGAAGUUCUAGAUGAAUCCAGUGUAAAUUAGGAUGAAAAAAUGAACUAACAAAAAACACUUCAAACUUUGAAUCCAAUUCCACAUUUGAUCAGUGGUUGAAAUUUAUUUUAGAUCCUUUUAUUGAGGAGUUUAAAGAUGGUAUUUACCCAAAGUUGUCAGAUAAAACAAAUAUCACUUAAUUUUAUCCUGUAAAUGAAAAUAUCAUAAUUGAAAAUGGAAAAUUAUAAACA